Messenger RNA from Fukomys damarensis (Damara mole-rat), 3996 nucleotides. RefSeq names its product TBC1 domain family member 12 (gene Tbc1d12). The record is from RefSeq and is a predicted model, not a curated record. NCBI's taxonomy places the organism in Eukaryota, Metazoa, Chordata, Mammalia, Rodentia, Bathyergidae. The transcript is spliced from 16 exons. Bases 48 to 2021 code for a protein of 657 amino acids.
CGGAGUCCUCCGCAGCCGCCUUUGGCCCCUGGGCCGACCGGCCUCAGAUGGUGGGGCCGGAGGAUGUCGGACCCUGCUCGGGAAGAAACGCCAAGUUGCUUCUAGUGCCGGCGCUUGGGCCCGCGGGCCAGAACAGGAAGAUGAUCCGGGCCGCGGGCGGCUUUCGAGGAGGCGUCGGCCCCGUGGAGCCGCCAGGGGCUGAGGAAGCAGAGGAGGAGGAGGAGGAGGCGGAGGUACAGCGCGGGCUGCGCCGGGAGUCGGGGUGGGGCCGGCCUUGGAGCUGGCGCGAGCUGCUGGAAAGGAAGGCUGCCUCCGUGUGGCCCCACGCGCGGCGGGACUUGGCUUUGAUUUGUCUCUCGGGGAAGAGGAACUGGGUCGGCAUUGUUUCUGUAGGAAUCCGUAUGAGCCCUGCGGGGAGGAAACCUUUCUGUCGCCCUGUUGGUUGUACACGGGGUUCACAUGUGCUUUCUGUGCAUUUUGUUCUGGCUAACCUGCUAGUCAUGUCUGCUGUUGCUUUUGGAAAAGCUGAUAACUUCGGCUCCCAUUCUUUUUGGGACCUUAAAGAUUUGGAUGGAGUGGAGGUGGGCAGAAGUUCUCAUCAAGUUGGCCAAGUGGGACCUGGACUUGUGAUCUCUUGCCUCAGCUACUCUGAGUACUGGGAUUCUAGAAACCUUUUUCCAAGAACAAAGGAACUCAAAUCAGUUGUUCAUAGUGCUCCUGGUUGGAAAUUAUUUGGUAAAGUCCCUCCCCGAGAGAAUCUUCAGAAAACUUCCAAAAUCAUUCAGCAGGAAUAUGAAGCACGAACGGGGAGGACCUGUAAACCAUCAACUCAGUCUUCAAGACGUAAAAAUUUUGAAUUUGAGCCACUUUCUACCACUGCCCUGAUUCUUGAGGACCGACCAUCAAAUCUUCCUGCUAAAUCUGUAGAAGAAGCUUUACGUCAUCGACAAGAAUACGAUGAGAUGGUGGCUGAGGCUAAAAAACGAGAAAUUAAAGAAGCACAUAAAAGAAAAAGAAUAAUGAGAGAACGAUUUAAACAGGAAGAAAAUAUUGCAAAUGCAAUGGUAAUUUGGAUCAAUGAAAUACUGCCCAAUUGGGAAGUAAUGCGUAGUACAAGAAGAGUUCGAGAAUUGUGGUGGCAGGGAUUGCCCCCUAGUGUUCGUGGGAAAGUUUGGAGUCUAGCUGUAGGAAAUGAACUAAAUAUCACUCCUGAACUUUAUGAGAUCUUCCUUUCAAGAGCAAAAGAACGAUGGAAAAGCUUCAGUGAAAUAAGUUCAGAGAAUGAUACAGAAGGUGUAUCUGUUGCUGACCGAGAGGCCAGUCUGGAAUUAAUUAAGUUGGACAUAUCCCGUACAUUUCCAUCUCUCUUCAUCUUUCAGAAGGGUGGCCCAUAUCAUGAUGUUUUACAUAGUAUCUUAGGGGCAUAUACAUGUUACAGACCUGACGUUGGUUAUGUCCAAGGGAUGUCCUUCAUUGCAGCAGUACUCAUUCUCAAUUUGGAAGAAGCAGAUGCCUUCAUUGCAUUUGCAAAUCUCCUUAAUAAGCCAUGCCAAUUGGCCUUUUUUCGUGUGGAUCACAGCAUGAUGUUGAAAUAUUUUGCAACAUUUGAAGUAUUCUUUGAAGAAAAUCUCUCCAAACUAUUUCUUCAUUUCAAGUCUUACAGUCUUACACCAGAUAUAUAUUUGAUAGACUGGAUCUUCACACUAUAUAGCAAAUCACUACCACUGGAUCUGGCCUGUCGAGUCUGGGAUGUAUUUUGCAGAGAUGGAGAGGAAUUUUUAUUUAGAACAGGAUUAGGAAUCCUCCGGUUAUAUGAAGAUAUUCUUCUACAGAUGGACUUUAUUCAUAUAGCACAGUUUCUAACUAAAUUACCAGAAGAUAUCACAUCAGAAAAGCUAUUCAGCUGUAUUGCAGCAAUUCAGAUGCAGAAUAGCACCAAAAAAUGGACUCAGGUUUUUGCAUCUGUUAUGAAGGAUAUUAAAGAAGGAGAGAAGAACAGCAGUCCUGCUCUGAAAAGCUAAUCUUCAAAAUUAACAGACUAACUGAAUUAUAAACAGUGUUUUUUUGAGGAGUACAAGUUAUUUUUGUUUCCUGUGUAAAAAGCAUGGAAAACAAUGUUGAAGAAAUUGAUCAGAAUCAGGAAGUGGAAAACUGCUGGUUUAAAAUUCCAUGGCCAAAGUAAUGAAAUGAGUAAUAUAUUGACAGUAUUAAUUUAAAAAAAAAAGUAUUUCGUAGGGAUACCCAUUUUUUUCAGAGAAAAAAGUUUAAAUGGAUAUUUUAGACUCCAUAAUUUGGAAUAAACAGUUUAAUGCAAUAAAUUUUUUAAAUAGCUUCAAAGAUUCUUCAAAGUUUUACAUCUUUACUUUAAUAAUUACCACAGAGACACUUUGAAGGUCAGAGUAGAAUUGUUCAAUAUUACUUCAACCUCCAAAGUGCUUUAAUACAGAUGUUAUCUCUAGUUCCAAACUUUAAAAGAUUGUAUUGAAGACCAAGAAUAAGCAACUUUCCAUUUACACUAAGUCACCAAGAGUAUCUUCGUUUGCAGUUUGGAGCAAAUGUGAAUGAUCUGGGAACUGGAAAUACUGGGGGAAAAUUGUUUCUUGUUUGUUUAGGUUUAGUACCACCACAGUUAUGUCUAAUUGUCCUUGAAGGGAAUUUAUCUUCCUUAAGGAAUUCUUGUCACUGAAAGAGUUUUAGCCUUUCAAUUUCUAAUCUAACAAAGUGUUCACCUAGAAAUGUAACAUUAAGAAAACAAAUUAAUAGAAUGAAAGUUCUUUGCACUUUAGUGGACUGAAGACUUGACUUUGAGAAUAAGUCUAAAAUAUAAAUGAGGCUUUUCACUGGUAAGAGUAAAAAGUAAUGAAUUCUGGGAGUUCUUAAGUAGCAUACUACCUGAAAAAACUUUACAUUUUUAAGUUAAAAGUCUUUCUCUGUUUAUAGAAAUGAAAUUUUGUUAAUUCAUUUGAAAUUUGAAAUCUUAUACUUAGCUAAGUCCAUGACUUGUGAAAUACUAUGCAUAAUUUUUCUAAUCAGUGGAAAUAAGAGUAAAAAGGUAAAAUCAACUUUAUUUUUGAGUCUAACUUUGAUGGCAUAGCAAAUACAUUAUUAAUAUUCGAUAAAUUGGCAUUAAAUGUAAUAAGUUUUGAAUCUAAAUUCAAUCAUGAGUGUUAUAAGUGGUAUCUAUAACAUACUAUGUGGCUAAUAGUUAAAGUUAUAGUUUUUAUGUUGCAAUAUUAAGCACACUAUUUCUGUUAGUGAUAUCUGUGUGUAUAGUCUUCCAACUAACAAGCCUCAGAUCCUUGUUAGUGUAGUGACUGCCUCUUUAGUAGGAGUUUGGGACCAGAGGGUACCCAUAUAUUUUUACCCUAUGGGUCAUUCUAGCCUAGGGACUACUAGUGGAACCCUCAGAAAUUAACUCCUGUUACAGGGGCUUGCUUAGUGGAAAGUGAUAGUGUAAUAAAAUACUGAGGGAGUGUCCAGGGUUUUAAUAGGUUUUAAGAUGACCUUUCAACUCUGGUAACAGUUUCCUUGGUAUUGGUGUCCCUGAUAGAGGGAAUAUAACCUCUGGCAGUAAUCUCAUUGAGGUUAUAGGACCUGCCUAAAUGUAAUCUUACUUUUAUGUAUUUCCUGUAUUUUUUCUUAUUGUACAGUUUCUUUACCUUUCAAAUAUAAAUGUGUAUAUAAAAUGUAAAUACAAGGAAUUCACUAAAAACCACUAGUAACAAUUACUGUGUAAAUAAAACUUGCGAGCAGAGUAAUUACUUGAAAAUGAGUCUUCAUUAUUUUGAGGAUAUCUGGUUUAGUUACCUACAUCAGGAGGGAAAAAAAUAUCCUUUUUUUGGCAGGGGGUAAGGUGAAGGCAAAUUUUUCUUCCAAAGGAUGUAGUAGGUUUUUGGUCUUUUGAGACUUUCAGUACUGGCAGCUAAAAUACUGUCCUGUGUCUUCCUCCCUUCAACUUUAUGUACGGGCAAUAAGUAAUUAUUUUCAUGGUCAGUG